Messenger RNA from Lytechinus variegatus (green sea urchin), 2490 nucleotides. Its product is annotated as ATP-dependent RNA helicase DDX55-like. The transcript is spliced from 18 exons. Lineage: Eukaryota; Metazoa; Echinodermata; Echinoidea; Temnopleuroida; Toxopneustidae. Bases 109 to 1905 code for a protein of 598 amino acids. Gene Ontology annotation, molecular function: nucleic acid binding; ATP binding. The record is from RefSeq and is a predicted model, not a curated record. Gene Ontology annotation, cellular component: nucleolus.
CACUUGACUGCGCCUGCUCUUGGCCGUGUUCGCACGUUCUAGAAUUUUUAAGUUCUAAACAAAUUGGGUGACUGUUUUCAUUCUUGUUCCUUGUUUUAUCAUAUUGUAAUGGAGGGGAAAUGGAAGGAGCUCCCUGUUUCACUCAGUUGCUGCGUGAAGACAAGUUUGAAGAAAAUGAAAUUUGACAGAAUGACUCCUGUUCAGGCAGCAACAAUUCCACUUUUUCUGAAGAACAAGGAUGUGGCUGCAGAAGCAGUGACAGGCAGCGGAAAGACACUAGCCUUUGUGAUACCAAUCAUAGAAAUACUACAAAGGAGAGAACAGCCGUGGAAGAAGAAAGAGGUUGGUGCCAUUAUCAUCACACCAACACGAGAAUUGGCGACACAGAUCAAUGAGGUGUUGGAACAUUUCACUAGUCUCCUUCCCAGUCUAAAACAACUUCUUCUGAUAGGGGGCAGCAGUCCUCUUGCCGACCUGGAGAAACUACAAGAAGGAGCCAACAUUCUGAUCGCCACACCAGGUCGUCUUGAAGAUCUGUUUGAGAGAACCACUACAGGGAUCAGUCUACCAGCAAUGGUCAAGUCUCUGGAGGUCCUGGUGUUGGAUGAGGCUGACCGAUUACUGGACAUGGGAUUCACAAAGAGCAUCAACACAAUCUUGGGUUACCUCCCCAAACAGAGACGGACUGGUUUGUUUUCAGCCACUCAGACAGAUGAAGUCGAAGCACUUAUUAGGGCGGGACUUAGGAAUCCAGUCAGGAUUGUUGUCAAAGAAAAAAACACUUCAUCUACUGAUGUGAGACGAACACCUGUAACUCUAACAAACUACUAUGUGGUUAGCCCAAGUGACGAGAAGUUCAGGUUGUUGGUUGCUUUUCUUCGAAAGUACAGAGACCAGAAACACAUGGUUUUCUUCAGUACAUGUGCUUGUGUGGAGUACUUCACUGCAGCUCUUCAAGCUCUCGUACGGAAUACCACCAUCCUCUCGCUACAUGGAAAGAUGAAACAAAAGAGAAAUAGUAUCUUUAGUCAAUUUAGGGAACUUACUAGUGGCAUUCUGGUAUGUACUGAUGUGAUGGCUAGAGGGGUUGAUAUCCCAGAAGUCCAUUGGGUUCUACAGUAUGACCCGCCAACCAGUGCAAGUGCCUUUGUACAUAGAUGUGGAAGAACAGCUCGUAUUGGUAACACAGGCAAUGCCCUGGUGUUCUUAAGACCUUCGGAGGAUUGCUACAUUGAGUUCCUUAAAAUAAAUCAAAAGGUUCACUUAGAGCCUUAUGAGAAGAUAGAUGAACUUGAAGUAGUGGAUGUUCUUCCUAAGUUGAGAAAACUAGCAACUAAAGACAGAGCUUUAUUUGAGAAAGGAACAAGAGCUUUUGUCUCCUUCAUCCAAUCAUACGCAAAGCAUGAGUGCAGUCUUAUCUUCAGAGUCAAAGAGCUUGACAUUGCAGCGCUUGCCAGAGGCUUUGCUCUCCUACGACUUCCUCGAAUGCCAGAGCUGAAAGGGAAGAACUUCCCAGACUUUGAACCAACAGAAGUAGACUACAAUUCAAUACCUUACAAGGAUAAGAAUAGGGAGAAGCAGAGGAAACAAAAACAAAAGCUGAUUGAAGAAGGAGUUAUCUCACCCCACUCAGGGAAAAGGCAAAGAAGGGGUAAAAGUGUAGCAUGGUCAAAGAACAAAGAGCAGAAAGAAAAGAAAAGAGAGAGGAAGCAGAAAAAAGAAGCUGCCAAAAAGAGAAAACAACAGUUUGAUGAAAACGAUCUCAAUGAGUUGGCAGAUGACGUUCGUCUCCUGAAGAAACUCAAGAAAGGAAAGAUAAGCAAAGAGGACUUUGACACCAACUUUGGAGUAGAUGGUGAGGAUUCAUCAGCGCGGCAAAAGGAAAGCAAGGCCGACAAAACAUGACAGUCCCGUGUAUCCCAUUUUAAGUUGGACAAUGAUUAGAAAUAUGCAGAUAAUACUGUGGUAUUCCUAACAGACUGGAUGGAAAGACUUGAAAUGUGGGACUGAAUUGCUCAAUUACCGAGGUUGAAUUCAUCAUUCACUUUAUACAAAACUCAUCUGAGCUGUUCUGAGUUACUUCUAAAUUCUUCAUUCGCAGAGGAUUUGUACAGGACCAACCUAGUCCCAGUUGACAAUUGGUUAAAGGGGUGUUCCUGGCAGGAAACAAUAUUUGCCAUAUCCCCAUCCUCCCUUUCCCAAUAUAGUUACAUGAAAUCAUUAUUAUUUCAUAUUUUCAUGUAUGUGUGUAAAUUAUGUCUUCCUUGUAACAAAAUAAGAUUCAGUAAAGAUGAUCUUAAACAUUAAAUCAUUUGUCAAUCCUGUAUUUACUUUUUUGGAGAGGAAAAAUGAAUAAAUAGGAUUUUAUAUAACAAUAUGCAAAACAAUAAGUGGGGAAACGACAUCGUCAGCUUGGUCAUGGCACAUUCUGAAGACUUGUUCAGAAUUGUCAUGUCUUUGUUAUUCAAAUUCCAAUUUUGAUCUGUUCAA